UGCUUCGAGAGAUCAUCGCCAUGUUGACGAUAUUAGGUUUGAGCUUCCUUUCGUUGGUCACUGCCACUGUGGACCCUGCUUCUUCACAUCCCUAUCAGGACCAAAGUUCGGUUGAUUCCGUUGGCUUUAAGCUUUUCGAAACUCGGUUGGAUCAACUGGAGCUGAAACUAAAUAAGACGAAUACUCUACUGGAGAAAAUUGUAACCAGUUUGGAUGUUAUUCUGCAGCAAACCAGCCAACUGGCCGUCAUCAAGACCUGCAAUGAAGCUACCACCACAAAAGUCUACCAGCUGCGGCUGCCACUUCGCGCGUCUCCGAUAGACGUGUUCUGCGACAUGGAGCUGCUCGGCGGCGAUUGCCUGGUGAUUCAGCACCGCUUCGAUGGCUCCGUCGACUUCAACCGGAGCUGGGCCGAGUAUCGCGAUGGGUUUGGCGUGGUUGGACCGGCCAGCGAGUUCUGGCUCGGACUGGAAGCGGUUUUCCAGCUCACGCGUGGUGGAGACUACGAGCUGCUGGUGCAGCUCAGGAACGAAUCCGGUCACGACGGGCAGAUUCGUUACGAACGGUUUCUGGUAUCGGGAGAGGACCAAGAGUACAGCCUGUCUUUUGUGGGAGGAUUCCCGGGGACAAUGGGAGCGAUGUUGCAUGGGAACUUGGGUGAAGAAUUUUCAACCUACGACAGCGACAACGACAAAUGGAGCGACGGGAAUUGUGCGCAGAAAUUUGGCGGUGGGUGGUGGUUUUACGAGUGUAACCACACGAAUCUCAACGGACCUUUUGAGAAAGAUAUCAACACUGGACGAGGAAUGUACUGGAAAGGAUGGACCAACGCUGCCACGUACAGCCGGAUGUUGAUUCGACGCAGAUAAGCACAGGGACCAUCCAUAAAC
Molecule: messenger RNA, 890 nt
Organism: Culex quinquefasciatus (southern house mosquito)
Lineage: Eukaryota; Metazoa; Arthropoda; Insecta; Diptera; Culicidae
Product: angiopoietin-2
Exons: 3
Coding region: 21-869 (282 amino acids)
Source: RefSeq, a predicted model, not a curated record